This is a messenger RNA of Selaginella moellendorffii, 450 nucleotides long. RefSeq names its product glycine-rich cell wall structural protein 1.0-like. The transcript has 2 exons. NCBI's taxonomy places the organism in Eukaryota, Viridiplantae, Streptophyta, Lycopodiopsida, Selaginellales, Selaginellaceae. The record is from RefSeq and is a predicted model, not a curated record. Bases 1 to 450 code for a protein of 149 amino acids.
AUGGGCUCCACAUCACACUUUCCUCCUAAGCUCACAGAGAUUUUCCCCAAGGUGGCAGUUGAAUCAACCAUUUAUAUGAUAGAUGCUUUCUCAUGCAAUGCGAUCGACAUUGUUGGAGGAGUUGGGCCUGGUGCUGAUGCUGGUGAUUCUGGUGCCAAUGCUGGAGGUGUUGGUGCUGGUGGUGACAAUAGGGGUGGUGCUAGUGGUGGUGGUGUUGGUGAAAGUGGUGGUGGUAUUGGUGAAAGUGAAGGUGUUGGUGUUGGUGAUAGUGGUGGUGUAGGUGGUGGUGGUUGUGUUCUAGGUGGUGGCGGUGGAGGAGUUUUUGGUGGUGGUUGUGGUGGUCGUGGUGGUAGAGGAGUUCUUGGUCGUGGUGGGGGUGGUCUUCUAGGUGGUGGUGGUGGUGGAGGACUUGGUGGUGGUGGAGGUGAACAAGCAUUUGGAGUAAAAUAA